Molecule: messenger RNA, 1941 nt
Organism: Protopterus annectens (West African lungfish)
Lineage: Eukaryota; Metazoa; Chordata; Ceratodontiformes; Protopteridae
Gene: SPIC
Product: Spi-C transcription factor
Exons: 7
Coding region: 38-1093 (351 amino acids)
Biological process (GO): cell differentiation; regulation of transcription by RNA polymerase II
Cellular component (GO): nucleus
Molecular function (GO): DNA-binding transcription factor activity, RNA polymerase II-specific; sequence-specific DNA binding
Source: RefSeq, a predicted model, not a curated record
GGCAAAACAAAGCAUUUCAUCUGCUGGGAUACCCACAAUGAGUUGUACUGACCAAGAUAUUUUAGGUCAGGCUUUCCAGGAUGCCUUUGAAGUACUGCAGCAACAUUCAGAAGCAGGCCUCCCAUAUCUACCAGAAUACAAAUACCUCCAGACCCUUGACAGUCACCAGCCAUCGUUCAGAGUUCAUCAAAACUGCUAUUCUUUAACAUCAGGGGAAACACCCAUCUACAACUGGAGAGAUCUGCCUGUAAGUAAAGAAGAACAACAUACAAAAUAUAUUAUUCCAGAAGCACACUGUCAGACUGAAACUAAAAAGAUUUUGAAUUUGAGUACUAUUUUGCAUUGUGAGGGGAGUGUGACCCACUCGUUGAACACCAUAGCAGAGUACCAAGCUGGCUCUGCUGCUGUGCUUCAUCAAAGAGGAGGAAAAGAUAAUAUUCAUGAAACUGAAAGACAGGCGCUUGAGGAAUUGAAAAACAAUAAUGAUAUAGCGAUUCUUAAGGCAGAUAAAGGUGGGGCGGUAGUGGUUUUGGAUAUGGAUUACUACACACAGGAAGGAUUACGACAGUUAUCUGAUAAGAAAUGCUAUAUGAAAAUGGAUAUUGAUCCUACUCCUAUUUUUAAAAAAGAGAUUGAUAAUUUCUUGGGUAGUGCAGUAGAGAAUGGAAGAAAAAAGUUGCGUCUCUAUGAAUAUCUGCAUGAAGCCUUGCUUGAUUCAGAUAUGGCAAGCUGCAUUCAAUGGAUUGAUAAAACAAAUGGAAUUUUUCAGUUUAUUUCCAAGAACAAAGAGAAACUAGCAGAACUCUGGGGUAAAAGGAAAGGCAACCGCAAAACCAUGACCUAUCAGAAGAUGGCAAGAGCACUGAGGAACUAUGGGAGAACAGGAGAGAUUAUUAAAAUCAAAAGAAAACUUACAUACCAGUUCAGUGCUGUGGUUUUGCAGAAACUAUCUCCAGGACAUUUUCAGGGAAGAGAAACUCUGUUUUGCCAACACAUUUCAACAGAACAGGAGUUCUAUAACAGUGAUUCCUGGAACUGCAAUUACAAUUUUAUGUAUAAUCCAGAAUAUGAAACAGGUUACAUCAGCCACUAAGAAUAACUAGUAGAUGGACUGACCUCUUUAAAUGGACACGUGAAAGCUGUAAUUAUGCUAUAGUGACAUUUUAUGGUAGCUGAAGAUUUUCUACAUGCAAAUUAAUAUUUGUCCUGACUUCAUAGUGCAGUUAGGUCUGAGGUAGCAGACAUUAGAACUGCUCAGUACACUCCAGAAUACUAACCCGACUCUAAACCACAAUAAUGUACUGUUUUAGCAAAUAACACACAUUUUUCCCCCACUAUGAAAGCUUCUACUUGCAGUGAAUGGCCCAGGGCUGCUUUGAUGUUAUUUUCUUUAGCUGUGAGUUAAACAUUUUCAUUUUUGAGCUUCAUUCAUGCUUCUAGUUGCUUGUUCCUCUCCCUUCUACUUAUUACUCUAAUAUUAUUUAUUUCUUUAUCUUAUUCUAAGUCUUUUUUUCAUUGUCAAACUGUGCCUUGGCUGGGCUUUCAACUUUACUGCAUUAUGGCUUCUAUCAAUAAAUGUUCUAAUGCAAAUAAAUUCCUCCUGCAGAGACACAUCUAAAUUUUUUUGAAUUUUUUUGGGUACCUCUUAUGUAACUCCGAUGUCACCACAGGUUAAAAUUUAUUAGGAAGCUUUCAGGUCUACACCCUUCAUCAGCACAUAAUCAGACUAACAUUCUCCGCAUUUAAAUAGAAGGACAAAUUCAGUCACAUGAUAAGCCAGCCAUACAAAAACACAAUGCUAACACCUUAUUUGCUUCUGAUACAGUUCCAGAUAAACUUCACUUGUUUAUCUGGAACUUCACUUGUUUAUCUGGAACUGCGCUUUGAUGGCUCGGAUAAACGUGAUGGACUUCCUAUGAGAUUCUGACUGCAUCUUUCUUG